GACAUCACCAUUGAUAUGAACUAUUAUUGGCAUCUUCAAACCCUUUCUUGCAUUUUGGUUCCAGUGGCACAAUAAAUUAAAAAAUUCUAGAAAUAUGAGACGUCCCGGUGGACAUUACGGUGGUGGUGCUGAUUCCGGCGCUGACGCUACAUAUAACUCAGGCCCUCAUACGAUGCAACAGCAGCAGAUAAAAUCUGAACAUAAUCAAUGGAGAUGGGAACGAGAGAGCCCUAAAUUACCCACUAAUUCCAUGUCUCCCAACAUGUUUCCUGAUGGUCAGGGGAGUGAAGCGUGUAGGUCCUACUACCAGGGCCAGAGGACUGAUCCAAGGAUGGCAUUAGAGAAUCAAGGUGGCAAGGAUCCCAGAGCACAGCCUCGUGAAGAAGACAUGGAUAUUGGUUACGAAGAUAAUCCGGUGCAGCCGUCUUUGGAAGGGCUAGAAAAAAAAAUUCUUGAUGAUAUAAUGAAACUCACCAAGGAACAAAAUGAUGCAGAAGAUGCAGAAAAUUUUAGGCAUAGGGAGCGGAUAAAUGCAAUCAAUGCACAAUAUCAAGAACAGCUAGUUGCCCUUCGCUCUCAGCAUGCUAGUCGCAGAGAUGAAGUCCUUGGAAGGGAGUCUCAUGCCAGAAAACAACAGUAUGAGCAAGUUGCUUUGGAUAACUAUCCACGUAGUAGCAUGAGCGUUAACAAUGCUCGUGGAUUUGUGGCAAUGAACUCCCCAUCAGGAGAACGGCAAGCAGCUCGUGGAUUUGUGGCAAUGAACUCCCCAUCAGGCGAACGACAAGCAGCAGCCUAUAAUGCUGAUAAUUAUGACUCUUAUAGGGAGAAUGCUCGAUAUCUUGGCAGUGGAAGGGAUCAUGGGUAUGAACCUAGAGUCCAAUACCCUGGGGGUCGUGUUUAUGACACUGGUUCACGCUACUAUUGAGUAACUGCUUAGGGGUAGUAUCUACUCUAUCUUUUAGUUUGUUUGGGCUAGGUGCUUGUAGCGGCAUAUCAUACUCGUCUUUAUAGCUUUUAUCAGAUGGCAGUGAAGAUCAUAUAUGCUUGUAAUCCGUGUUGUAAUAAGAAAAUUACUCGUCUUUAACCUUCUAGUCUCCAUCCUGACGAUUCAUGAUCUUGGCAUGGAUUGCUGAGGAAGAUCAUCUGUUACAGUCUGGAAUCUUCUUGAAUGAUUUUAUCCUGGUUUAUUAAUACUACGUAAUACCAGUAAGUAAGAAGUG
Molecule: messenger RNA, 1220 nt
Organism: Nicotiana tabacum (common tobacco)
Lineage: Eukaryota; Viridiplantae; Streptophyta; Magnoliopsida; Solanales; Solanaceae
Source: RefSeq, a predicted model, not a curated record